UAAGUUAUUAAAUAUAAUUGUUUUAAAUAAAUUUUUUAAAAAUAUAUGUAUAACAAUUUGUUAUUAACAAAAUGUUGAUUAAAAAUGUCUUACAAUUUCGGUAUAAAUUAUACUUCAAUUUGGUCAACAAAAUACAAGUGCGAAACACAUCACAGUCUUCAGUCGGGUUCAUUGGAUUAGGAAAUAUGGGCUCAAAUAUGGCUCAAAACUUAUUAAAUAAAGGACACCGUCUGGUUGUUUAUGAUGUAUAUCCAGAAGCAAUGGCAGCGCUUGCAGAUAAAGGUGCUCUGAUAGCACACUCACCAGCAGAUGUGGCCAACAAAUGUGAUAGAAUUAUAUCAAUGUUACCCACAUGUGCUCACGUAAGACAAGUAUAUUGUGGUGAUAACGGUGUGUUAAGUCAAGUAAAAACGGGAACACUUUUGAUAGACUCGAGUACUAUCGAUCCACAGACCUCUCAACAAAUGGCAAGUGAAGCGCAAACAAAAGGAGCCGUCUUUUUGGACGCUCCCGUGUCAGGUGCAGUGCCGGCUGCCAGGGCGGCGACGCUUACAUUUAUGGUCGGCGGAAAUGCCAUCGAAGUUGAAGCGAUCAAAGACUUAUUGUUAUCUAUGGGUAAAAACGUGUUUCAUUGCGGACCCGUGGGAACGGGUGCUGUGGCCAAGAUUUGUAAUAAUAUGAUGUUAGCAAUUUCAAUGAUUGGAUUAAGUGAAACAUUAAAUUUAGCCAAAAAUCUCGGUCUUGAACCCCAACUUAUGACCAAAAUAUUAAACGUCAGUUCAGGUCGUUCCUGGAGUUCUGAAGUGUAUAAUCCGGUGCCCGGUUUAGGCCAAAAUCUUCCGGCGGGUAAUGAAUAUAAGGGAGGGUUUAUGACUCAACUUAUUACUAAAGACUUAGGUUUAGCACAAUCUUCUGCCACAAGAGUUAACUCUCCAACACCUUUGGGAACACUUUCCCAUCAAAUUUAUAGACUAAUGAAAAACAACGGCUAUUCCGAUAAAGACUUUUCCAGUGUUUAUAAGUUUUUCCAAGAUUUCGACCAAAAAAGUUAAUUUACAUAUCAAUGGAAACAAUACAUUCCUAAAGAAUCUCGUUUUAAUAUUAAAAAAUCUCUAUUUUUCAAUAAAAUUGUUAAUAAAAAUCAUUAGUUUAUAUUUCUAUCACAAUAUACAGAGAUUUAAAAU
Oppia nitens is the source of this 1184-nucleotide messenger RNA. Its product is annotated as 3-hydroxyisobutyrate dehydrogenase, mitochondrial-like. Bases 72 to 1052 code for a protein of 326 amino acids. The transcript is spliced from 2 exons. Gene Ontology annotation, molecular function: NAD binding; 3-hydroxyisobutyrate dehydrogenase activity; NADP binding. Gene Ontology annotation, cellular component: mitochondrion. The record is from RefSeq and is a predicted model, not a curated record. Lineage: Eukaryota; Metazoa; Arthropoda; Arachnida; Sarcoptiformes; Oppiidae. Gene Ontology annotation, biological process: L-valine catabolic process.